Papaver somniferum (opium poppy) is the source of this 1580-nucleotide messenger RNA. RefSeq lists its product as uncharacterized. The record is from RefSeq and is a predicted model, not a curated record. Bases 265 to 1347 code for a protein of 360 amino acids. NCBI's taxonomy places the organism in Eukaryota, Viridiplantae, Streptophyta, Magnoliopsida, Ranunculales, Papaveraceae. The transcript has 2 exons.
UAAUUUCUCUUAGUUAAGUAUUUGACAUGUUGGUGGUGGAGCAGUGGAGUGGACUGAGGUGAGAGAUUUACAAAAUUAGAUUCCAUUCCUACAAAAGUAACUUAGUAAGAAUUAGGUUACCCAUAUGAAACAAAAUGUGGUAUUUUUAUGUUUGGGAUCCACUACCAUUAGCUUUUAUUAUACCAUCCCUCCAUGACAAUUGUUAGCAUUUUUGCAAAUGCAACAUCAAUUUUCUUAGUACUCCACACGUGAAUCUAAACAACUAUGGAGCUCUUUACUGCAGCAGAAGACCUCAAAUUCUUCAGUGCAAAUAAAAUCAUCAAGGAAGCAGUGAAAAUCCCAGCCAGAUCAUCUCCAGUAAAAUUCUUUUUGAUUACCUUAACCCUCAUUCUCCCACUUUCGUUGAUGCAGUUAUUAUUUGAAACUCAUAGUUCUAUCCUAUACUCUAUUUUUAUCGAUUACUUUUCCGAUGAUCAUCAUUCAUCUCCUUCGUUUAAACAGUUCAUCCGCACCUACUCCACCCAUGAAUUCUUCUACAUUCUUUUCCUCUUCCUAUUCUCUCUUCUCUCUAUCUCCGCUAUUGUCUUCACAGUAGCUUCUCUCUAUGUAUCCAAAUCCAUCUCCGUUAUCCCUACUCUCUUUGCAAUUCCUCGCAUAUUCAAACAUCUUAUGAUAACCUUCUUUUACGUCUUACUUCUCGUGAUUGUCAACUACUUGACCUACUACGUUCCUAGUGCUGUCUUGGAUUUGAUACAUAUCAAUGAAGCUCUCUUGUGGGUUUUUUCUAUCAUAUUUGCUAUCGUAUACGAUCUUGUUCAUUUCUAUGUUACAGCUCAAUGGCAUUUAGCCAGUGUGAUUUCUGUUCUUGAACCAAAUGGUUAUGGCUUGGCAGCCAUGAAGAAGAGUACACAACUCUUACGAGAGAGAACUCGUAUUGCUUUCAGACUUGCAAGUUUAUACUUGGGGGCUUUAUGGACCAUACAAAUUGUGUUCGAGGUUGCAUUGGAGUCUCAAGUACAUUUCAUGGUUAAGCUUUUGUUGGGAUUGCUGUGUUUGUUGAUGCUGGUGGCAGUUAAUCUCACAGGGCUAUUAGUUCAGAGCGUCUUCUACUAUGCCUGUAAAAGUCACCACAAUCAAGUGGUUGAUAAGAAGGUUUUGUAUGAUCAUCUUGGUAGUUACGAUCUCGUUGAUAAAUCAGUAGCAUUAAAUCCUAGUACUGGCGGUGUGGAGAUGCAGAGCUUGGUCAAAGAUGAUCGCGAUAGAGCGGGUUAUCAGCCUGUUGCGUUGGAUGCUACUACUACUGACAGUACUAUCAAGAUGCAGAGAUCGGUCAAUGAUGAUGAGUGAUGACAUGGUUGGAGAGCUGACCAAUGUUUAAAGUGAAGGACAUAGCAAAAACCAAUCGUAAAUAUAGUUAAGUUUUUAAUUUCCAGUAAUGUAGUAGCACUAGCAGGCUUAGAUAGAGAUAUUUGAGGAGACAUCUGUUUACCAAAAAAGUUAUGUAUUACCAGUUUAUCUAGCUAUUAAGUCUCUACUUGGUUAUAUUUCUACUCUAAAUAUUUUAAAUUAUCUUAGUUUUU